Molecule: messenger RNA, 5732 nt
Organism: Chelonia mydas (Green sea turtle)
Lineage: Eukaryota; Metazoa; Chordata; Testudines; Cheloniidae
Gene: PRR7
Product: proline rich 7, synaptic
Exons: 3
Coding region: 4399-5082 (227 amino acids)
Source: RefSeq, a predicted model, not a curated record
GUAGGGCAGCCCCGUGCCCCUGCUUUCUGGCCAGCACCCGACAACCUGUUAGGGUCAAUACUGCUCCAAGUAGGGGCCGCCUUCUGUGGCCACAGCUGUGCCUGGUGCCAGAGCUCUCCCCUGAGCUCAGAGCCCAGCUGCGGUCUGACACACACAGGUGUGCGUUUGCUGGUAGGGGAUGGUUCCUCUGGAAAUGCCAGGGAAAGAUCCACAGGCCCUGGGGGGUCUCCCCUCUCAGCACUUUUCCUUGCAACUUGAAGGGAAUCUCUUUCUUGCCCUGGGGUGGGCCUCAGAUGCUAGACAGAAAGUAUCUGGCCCAGUCUCUCCAUCCCACUGGCUGCAGUUGCUCCCCUGAGAUCAGGGCAGGUUCUGGCUUGGUGAUAGCUGGCUGUGUUAGAGGAGGGUCUGCCAUAGCUUUGCACCUGGCACCAUGGGCAGGUCCCAGUGAGCCCCUCCUUCCCUACAAGGACCUGCAGCCAUGUGGCUUGCGGUGGUUUUUGGCAUGCUCUCCCCAGGGCUGGCUGGUCUAGGACCUUACAUGCCUUGGGGCUCUGGAGGAGGUUCCUUUCUCCAGUGCUAGGGAGGCUGCAAUGCCUGACCCUGGGGCGUGGAUCUCUCCGUUCAGAGUCUUGAUGCCAGUGGACGGUUAGAACCAGCUGUGCUUGGCUCCGGCAGCACACGAAGGAGCGGAGAACUUCCUCCACUGCUGGAGCUAGAACAGAGGAAGAGGCCAGUCUUGCUGUGGAGCCCCCAAGUGGCCCUGGGUGCAGCAUGCAAUGGUUAAUCAUUGAAACACAAACACCUUUAGUUCUAGUCUGAUUUUUAUUCAGCUUCCAGACAUUGGAGCUUGUUCUGCCUUUGUCUCGAGUAAAGCUCCCUCUCCCGUCAAAUCUUUCUGCCAUGUGGGAACUCGGACUGUGAUCCAUUCACCUCGUAACUGUCGCUGGUAAACUAAACAAUUGAUCCUCUGGCUCUCACCAGGCAGGGAAUCGUGCUACUGGCUCUCUUUGGAACCUUUCCAAGGGUUCUCAGCAUCCUUUUGGAAGUGCGGCCCCCAGAACUGGACACAGCAUCUAGUAACAGUCUCGCUAUGGCCGUCUGCAGAGGUGACACCGCCUGCCUCGUCCUGCUGAUAGUUACCAGUUAGAGAAUAUUUCAAUAAGUUUGAUGGUUUCGAGGCAGCAGGGCCUGAGGAAAUUCAUCCUAGGGUACAAAGGAACUAGCAGACGCCAUCUCAGAACCAUUAGCAAUUAAAUAUCUUGGAGAACUUAGGGGAGGGGUGAGGUCCCAGAGGACUCGAGAAGGGCACACAGGUAAAAAAGGGGAACAAAGGGGACCCAGGGAAUUACAGACCAGUCAGCCUAACUUCAAUACCUGGAAAGAUACUGGAACAAACUAUGACACAAUCCAUUUGUGAGCACCUAGAGGAUAACAGGUUAUAAGGAACAGCCAGUGUGGAUUUGUCAAGAACCCACCUCAUCUUCUUCUUUGACAGGGUCACUGGCCUAGCGGAUGGGGGAAGCCACAGACGUGAUGUCUCGAUUUUAGCGGGGCUUGUGACACAGUCCCGCAUGACAUUCUCAGAAGCAAACUGGGGAAGUUCGGGCGAGAUGGAAUUACUAGAAGAUGGGUGUCCAACUGGCUGAACAAUCGUCCUCAAUGAGGAGUUAUCAGUGGCUUGCUGUCAAACUGGGAGAGCGGAGCUAGUGCAGACAUCGGUCCUGAGGCUGGUCCUAGUCACUAUUUUCGUCCCUGACUUGGGUAACGGAGUGGGGAGGGUGCUUAUAAAAUCCACAGCUGACACCAAGCUAGGAGGGGUUGCAAGCAUUUAGGAGGGCAGGAUUAGAGUUCAAAAGGACCCUGACAAAUUAAAGAAUUGGUCUAAAAUCAAUAAGAUUAAAUUAAAUAAAGACAAGUGCAAAGUACUACAUUUAGGAAGGAAAAAUCAAACGUCCAGCUACAAAACGGGGAAUAACUGGCCAAGUGAUAGCCCUGCUGAAAAGGGUCUGGGGUUACAGUGGAUCACAAAUUGAACAUGAGUCAACAAUAUGAUGCAGCUGCAAAAAAAGGCUAAUAUCACCCUGGUGGUGUAUGAACAGGAGUGUCGUACGUAAGCCGGGGAGGUCACUGUCCCGCUCUGCUCAGCACUGGUGAGGCCCCAGCUGGAGCGUCCAGUUCUGGGUGCGGCACACUAGGAAAAAUGUGGACCAAUAGGAGGGAGUCCAGAAGAGAGCAACAAAAAAUUGAUCAAAGGUUUAGAAAGCCUGACCUAUGAGGAAAGGUUAAAACACCGGGCGUGUUUAGUCUUGACAAAAGAAACUCACCAAGGGGUGGGUACCUGAUAAGUUUCCAGUUAUGUGAAGGGCUGUUCGAAAGAGGAUUGUGAUCAGUUGUUCUCCAUGUCACUGAAGGCAGGACAAGAAGCAAUGGGCUUUGUCUGCAGCCAAAGAGAUUGAGGUUAGAUAUUAGGAAAACUUCUUAACUCUCAGGGUGGUUAAUCUGUGGAACAGGCUUCUGGAGAGGUUGUGGAAUCCCCAUCAUUGGAAGAUUUUAAGACCAGGUUGGACAAACACCUGCCAAGGAGGGUCCAGCUUUUCUUAGUCCUGCUUCAGUGUAGGGGGCUGGGCUCGGUGACAUGUCGAGGUGGUUCCAGCCCUUCAUUUCUGUAACACGGUGAUUCCUUGCUCAUAUAGCCAAGGAUCAUGUUCGCCCUCCUGGCGACAGCACCGUGCAGGGUGCUCCCAUUCAGCAGGUUUGUCAUAAGCCCAAGUCCUGGUCUGCGUUGCUGCUUUCCAAGGUGCUGUCCCCCAGCCUGGGAGUGCGGCCAGUCCUCCAGGUUCCUGCGUGUAGGUGGGUUAAAGGCAUGGGGCUGAGCCCACUUUACCGUGUGAUGCGAAUCACUCUGCAGAACUGACCCGUCAGCAGUUAUCACGCCAACAAUUUUUGUCCUCUGCAAAAUUAGAGCAACUGCUUUAUCUUCAGCCAGAUGAUACUGACAGCCUUUGGCCAAAACCAGACCCCUGCCGGACCCCUCUAGAAACCAGAUGUAUGUAAAGGGCAGGCCACCUCCCCGCUGCCCUCUUAUGGCCAGGGGUGGCUCUGCAGCACCCGGCCUUGGUUUCCCCUUCGCAGGUUCCCAGGAAUGCUCCAUGGAGGCUUCCAUGCAAUACCAACCCCCUUCCUUGGGGACUGGUUCAUUAACAUAAAGCAAACCCAAAGGUAAGUCUUUGCUCCACCAGCCUCCCACGGGGUGCAGCACCUCAUCCCUGAGCUCUGGCUGGCUCCCAGCCUCUCCAUUUGGCCCAAUUUUUAGCCUUUCCUAGGUUCUGCUCAGUCUGUCCCUGUGAGCUCGGGGGUUGCACAGGCCUCCUUGCUGGGCCUGUGUUUCAGCUUCCCCAGCUGCGUCCUUCAGGUGCCUUAUUCAGCAGUUCUCGGUCAUUCUUCCCCUUCCCUCCUUGGGCUGAGAAGUCCAGACGGCACCCCUCCCCUGCUGCUGGCUCCCCUUCAGGGCCCAGGGGCUUCCUGUAAACCCAGUUGGGCACCAAGUAAUCAGUCAUGGGUGCUCCAGCCCUGCUCCAUCUUAAAGGGGCCAGUCAUCCCGUGACAGCCUCUGGGGACGAAAAUAUCCCAUUGAUAAUUGCUUUUGGAAUCUGUCAGCCAGUUUCUAGUCCAUUUAAUCUGUGCUUCAUUAAGAACUAGCACUAUACAAAUGCAAUCAAUUAAUAAUGUAAUCGAGGACUGUGGGGCUACAGUUAAAUACCUUACAGAAAUCUAACUGUCCUGUCAAGUUACCUUUACUAACUAUGGCUGUAAUCUCAAAACAAUACCAAGUUUGUUUGACAAGACCUGUUUAUUGUGAAACUACGCGGAUAGACAUUAUUUAUGCUGCUCUCCUCUUUAUUCUUUACCGAUUGCAUCCUGUAGCAGCUUUUCUAUGAUAUUGCCCAGGAUUAACAUCAGACUAAUUGGCCGAUAGUUACCCGGCUCAUCUCACUUAAGCUAAAAGGGGGGCACCGUCGGCUGCUCGGCACAGCGAUGGGAAGGAGCUGGGCUGGGCGCUCUUGGUUUGGACGGGGCUACCCAGCCUGGCCUGCGGCUCUGCAGAUCCCUGCGGCGGACGAGCCCCUCCGGAGUGCCCACCCGCCCGGUCGUCCCUGCCUGGUGCCUGGGGAGCAGGGCAGGCCCUGACCCUCGCCCCCCCGGCUCUGCCUCCCAUCCGUCCCCAGCGCGGGGAGCAGGCGCCAUGGCAACGGGUGCUGGCAGCACGGGGGCAGCCCUGAGCCAGUGACGAGACAUCGGCGCUGGCACCUGGGCCCAGGCGAUGGGCAGCGGGCGUGCAGUGCUCUGGGCCCUGCCUGCCUGCAGCUGAGGGGCGCCCCGGCCCCCGGCCCAGCCACCAUGGCGAUGUCCCAGGGCACCUACACCUUUCUCACCUGCUUCGCCGGCUUCUGGCUCAUCUGGGGCCUCGUCGUGCUGCUCUGCUGCUUCUGCAGCUCCCUGCGGCGCCGUCUGAAGAGCCAGCAGGAGCAGCGGCUGCGGGAGCAGAACCUGCGUGCGCUGGAGAUGGAGCCGCUGCACUACGAGGGCUUCUCGGGCAGCCCCCCCAGCAUGGCCACAGCCAUCCCCCCCCGGCUGCGCCUGGAGCCGCGCCACCCCCCCGCCCCGGCCCCCCGGCCCUGGAGCUACAGGCACGAGUCGGACCUGUCCAAGCCCCCGUGCUACGAGGAGGCGCUGCUCAUGGCUGAGCCACCGCCGCCCUACAGCGAGGUGCUCAUGGACACUCGGGGGCUGUACCGCAAGAUCAACGCCCCGUUCCUGAGCCACGAGCGCCCCGAGAAACAGGAGCAGCCCCCCAGCUACAAGCCCCUCUUCCUGGACCGAGGCUACAGCUCAGCCCUGCACCUGCCCAGCUCUGCCAGCCAGGGCCCCGCCUGCCCUGCCCUCUACUUGGAGGCUGAGCACGCCCAGCGCAUGUUCCCCAGCUGGAUGGACUCGGAGCUCAGUGGCAGGGACACGUAUGAACCGGGAGCCUGGCACCUCCCUGUCUCCAUGCCCUUGUUUGGCAGGACUACGGCGGUUUAGGGGCCUGCCGGGCAGAGUGCCACACUGGAGCCUGUAUGGACUGGGGCUGCAGCAGGGCCUGCCUGGGCUCAAGCUGCCCCUUCUCCUUGGGAGCCGGCCCUGGGCCCCACCUCAGGGCUAGUGCAAACCCUGCCUGGACAAUGUGAAGCGCUUCCUGCUGCGGCCAGUGUGUGAGGGGCUGGUCCCCAUCUCGCCCCGUGGGCCCCUGCAGGCGCCCUUGGUGCUGACUGGGGCUCCAAGCAGGCCCUGCACUUGGCUCUUUCCUAGUUUGUUUGUUACAGUUUGAGAAUAAAAGUUUGUGGCACCAGAUUAAUUCCAAGCAGGGCCAGGCUGCCUGGGCGGGGGGGACUCGGGGCAGGCUCCACCCUGCCCUCCACAAGGGGGCUUGGAGCGUCCCUCUCAGCAGGUGAGUCCAGCCCCACAGGGCUGGGCAGAUCAGCCUGGAUCCACUCUCCCCCAGGGCAGGCUGGGCCUCCGUCACAGCACAGGUGCCCGCUGACCCUGCAGGCUGCCGAGGCCCAGAGCCCAGCUCCUGCAGCCAGGGCUGGAGCAGGGUGGCCUCCCCCAUGCACUCACCAGCCCAGCUCACUGCCCCUCCCACAGAAAGCAGCCAGGCUCAGCCCAGGCCAGGGUGGAGGCUUUAUUUAUUA